Syzygium oleosum is the source of this 1596-nucleotide messenger RNA. RefSeq names its product RHOMBOID-like protein 1. The transcript has 6 exons. Gene Ontology annotation, biological process: proteolysis. Lineage: Eukaryota; Viridiplantae; Streptophyta; Magnoliopsida; Myrtales; Myrtaceae. Gene Ontology annotation, molecular function: serine-type endopeptidase activity. The record is from RefSeq and is a predicted model, not a curated record. Bases 140 to 1381 code for a protein of 413 amino acids. Gene Ontology annotation, cellular component: membrane.
GAGAGAACGUCCAACCUCCGCAGCCAACCUCUGAUGAACGGCUGACCAACCAACUCCUCCCCUACCUUCUCACCUUCCUUCCCUUUCCCUUUCUCCUCUUUCACACCCGCCGGAGCUCCGGUCACCGGCGGCGUCUCCAAUGGCUGCGGCACGCGGAGAGCCCGGCCCCCGGCCUCCCCCCUACUCCUCCUCCUCCUCCUCCUCCUCUUCCGCGUCCGAGAUCCACGUCCGUGUCAACUCCCGGCGGGGCGCGAACGCGGUGCACCCGGUGGUGGACAUGCCCGCGCCGCCCCCGGGCCCGGCGGGGGCGGCGGCGGCUCCGGCGGCACCGAGCCCGGUCGUGUUCCGGGAGGUGAAGCAUUUCUGGAGCUGGGUCCCGUGGCUGGUGCCGACCUUCGUGGUGGCCAACACGGUGAUGCUGGUCAUCACCAUGUACGUGAACGACUGCCCCAAGAACUCGGUGUCCUGCAUCGCUAGGUUCUUGGGCCGGUUCUCCUUCCAGCCCUUCAAGGAGAACCCCCUUCUUGGCCCUUCCUCUGCUACGCUUCAGAAGAUGGGUGGUCUAGUGGCAAGUAAAGUGGUUGACCGGCACCAGGUGUGGCUCCUUGUCACCUGCAUUUGGUUACAUGGAGGAGUUUUCCAUUUAUUGGCAAAUAUGUUGAGUCUUUUAGUUAUUGGCAUUCGGCUUGAGCAAGAAUUUGGUUUUGUGCGAAUUGGUUUGCUAUACAUAAUCUCAGGAAUUGGUGGAAGUCUGUUGUCAGCUCUUUUCCUUCAGUCAAACAUUUCCGUUGGUGCUUCUGGUGCACUAUUUGGAUUACUAGGUGGAAUGCUCUCUGAACUCAUUAUUAAUUGGAGCAUUUACACCAACAAGGUUGCAGCAUUUGUGACCCUCUUGUCUAUCAUUGUGCUAAAUUUGGCUGUUGGGAUACUUCCUCAUGUGGACAACUUUGCCCAUAUCGGAGGAUUUCUUUCCGGCUUUUUUCUGGGAUUUGUCUUUCUGAUCCGUCCCCAGUUUGGAUGGGUUAGCCAAAGAUAUGCUCCCCCUGGAUAUUUGACGACUUCGGUUAUAUCCAAAUUCAAGAAGUAUCAGUGUGUCCUGUGGAUUUCCUCUCUUAUCAUCUUCAUAGUUGGGUUUACCGUUGCUCUGGUUUUGCUGCUCUGGGGUUUCAACGCAAAUGAUCAUUGUUCUUGGUGCCAUUAUUUGUCUUGUGUCCCAACUUCAAGAUGGAGCUGCAAUUCAAAUCCGGGAUACUGCAAUUCCACACAGUUGGGAAGCCAGGUGAACUUGACGUGCUUGACCAACGGCAAAUCCGGCUUUUACACGUUGCCAGAUGCAAGUAGUUCUCAGAUUCAGGGGCUGUGUUCUCAGCUCUGCAGUUGAUUAUCAAGAAAACACAGUGCGUGCAGGCAUCACCUUUCUUUUUUUAUUGCUGUAAAGUCAUGUCGACUUUGGGUUACUGAAUUUAUGUAAAUUUUCUGGGGGGCAUAGAGACUGUGCUUUUAGAUUACAAAUCUGAACAUUAACUCGAAUCUUCAUAUUACAUGUACUGCUAAGAGUGAUAGAUUAUUGAUUGAGUUCAAUUUUUGUUCUUCAAA